UUCCAGUGCUUUCACUUCAUCCUAGAGGCUAAAUGGGCUCCCCUGGACUCGCUUGGCAGAACUGACCACCUACAAGAAUGUUAUAUACGCAAGGGGAAAAUGCAAGCAGGGUGAAGAGAGAGGCAUAGAUGAUGGACACUAAAACAAAGACUCCUCUUUUCAGCCUGAGUCCUAAACCUGAAGAAGCUACAGCCUGGAGCGCUAAACUUCAUGAAUCUUUCCAAACGACAAGCCAAGAAGACCUGUUGAAAGUUUCCUCUUGAGUUUCGUGGAGAGAAUCUCAGGUCUAGAAAUAUCCUUACUGCCACCUGACCUGAAGCAGAAGAAAUCACUGACAGCUUCCAGACCAGGCCCAACAUGUGUAGCACCAGUGCGUGUGACCUGGAAGAAAUCCCCCUAGAUGAUGAUGACCUAAACACCAUAGAAUUCAAAAUCCUCGCCUACUACGCCAGACACCACGUCUUCAAGAGCACCCCCGCUCUCUUCUCGCCAAAGCUGCUGAGAACAAGAAGUUUGUCGCAGAGGGGCCUGGGGAAUUGGUCAGCAAAUGAGUCAUGGACACAGGUGUCAUGGCCUUGCAGAAAUUCCCAAUCCAGUGAGAAGGCCAUCAACCUUGGCAAGAAAAAGUCUUCUUGGAAAGCACUCUUUGGAGUAGUGGAGAAGGAAGAUUCGCAGAGCUCGCCUGCCAAGCUCUCUGCUCAGGGUCAAAGGACAUUGGAAUACCAAGGUUCGCACAGCCAGCAGUGGUCCAGGUCUCUUUCCAGCGUGGAGCAGUGCUUGGAGCAUGAAGCUGUGGACCCCAAAGUCGUUUCCAUUGCCAACCGAGUGGCUGAAAUUGUUUAUUCGUGGCCACCACCACAAGAGACCCAGGCAGGAGGCUUCAAGUCCAAAGAGACUAUCGUACGUCAGGGUGGCUCCUCCCAGCUCAAAGACCGCCUGCCUAUAGCUUCAAGUUCUAAGAAAGAUGAAGAAGAACAAAUAAUAGCCAAAAUUGUUGAGCUGCUGAAAUAUUCAGGGGAUCAGUUGGAAAGAAAGCUGAAGAAAGAUAAGGCUUUGAUGGGCCCCUUCCAGGAUGGGCUGUCCUACUCUGUUUUCAAGACCAUCACAGACCAGGUCCUAAUGGGUGUGGACACCAGGGGAGAAUCAGAGGUCAAAGCUCAGGGCUUUAAGGCUGCCCUUGCAAUAGACGUCAUGGCCAAGCUCACAGCUGUUGACAACCAUCCGAUGAACAGGGUGCUGGGCUUUGGCACCAAGUACCUGAAAGAGAACUUCUCACCAUGGAUCCAGCAGCACGGUGGAUGGGAAAAAAUACUUGGGAUAUCACAUGAAGAAGUAGACUGAAAUAGCAGAUUUGUCGUCAGGAAUACUCAUCGCCUACUGUGGCCCUGUGUGCACUGGCCUCAGAUGGACUACAGGAGAUUACCAUGUACAAGGCAGAGGGAGCACUGACGUUUUCAAAACCAUUAUUCCCGUGACUGGAGAGGCAUCAAGAGAGGCCUUGUUCGUCUCCAGCUCAUAGAACGUAGCAGCGUAGUCCUUGACAUUGAUGUUUUUCAGGCCCUCCAUUGAGUGCCUGAGGAAAUCUAUAAAGAUAAGUGGCGAUGUUGUUCCAAACACUCAGAACAGAUACCAUCAUCCUGCCUUUGUUAGCUGCUGUAGGGAAAGUGUGUUACAGAUGUCUGCUGACCUCACAGGGGUGAAAUGAUAAACUGUGCAUGUGUUUACACUUC
Molecule: messenger RNA, 1730 nt
Organism: Macaca mulatta (Rhesus monkey)
Lineage: Eukaryota; Metazoa; Chordata; Mammalia; Primates; Cercopithecidae
Source: RefSeq, a predicted model, not a curated record